This is a messenger RNA of Hyaena hyaena (striped hyena), 3936 nucleotides long. It is a transcript of the gene CLCN7, whose product is annotated as chloride voltage-gated channel 7. NCBI's taxonomy places the organism in Eukaryota, Metazoa, Chordata, Mammalia, Carnivora, Hyaenidae. The coding region runs from base 47 to 2482 and encodes 811 amino acids. Gene Ontology annotation, cellular component: intracellular membrane-bounded organelle; lysosomal membrane. Gene Ontology annotation, biological process: chloride transport; transmembrane transport. The record is from RefSeq and is a predicted model, not a curated record. The transcript has 25 exons. Gene Ontology annotation, molecular function: voltage-gated chloride channel activity.
UUCUGCUCCAUUUUGUCCUCUCUGUCAGUGGCCACCUGUCGUUAGGAUGACCAAGCCAUCCACCUGCAUAGGUCAUGCAUCUCCUGAGAACAAGGACCUUCCCGGCGGUGACCCCAAGGCAAUGCUCUCAGCCUCGGGCACUGAACCGGGCUGUCCUACCACCCCGCACAGGGCACACUCGAGCUUUGCCAGCUGUGCCCGUGAGUCGCCACGUUCGGCAUUUUUCCGGAUCGGACAGAUGAGCAACGUGGACCUGGAUGAUGAGCUGCUCAACCCGGACCUGGAGCCCCCUCAGCCGCUCCCCAAGGAGAUCCCUCACAAUGAGAAGCUCCUGUCCCUCAAGUACGAGAGCCUGGACUACGACAACAGCGAGAACCAGCUCUUCCUGGAAGAGGAGCGACGGAUCAACCACACGGCCUUCCGGACGGUGGAGAUGAAGCGCUGGGUCAUCUGCGCCCUGAUCGGGAUCCUCACGGGCCUCGUGGCCUGCUUCAUUGACAUCGUGGUGGAGAAUGUGGCCGGCCUGAAGUACAAGGUCGUCAAGGACAACAUCGACAAGUUCACGGAGCGGGGUGGGCUGUCCUUCUCGCUUUUGCUGUGGGCCACGCUCAACUCUGCGUUCGUGCUCGUGGGCUCCGCAAUCGUCGCCUUUGUGGAGCCAGUUGCCGCUGGCAGCGGGAUCCCCCAGAUCAAGUGCUUCCUCAACGGGGUAAAGAUCCCGCACGUGGUCCGGCUCAAGACCCUCGUGAUCAAGGUGUCUGGAGUGAUCCUGUCCGUGGUGGGUGGCCUGGCAGUGGGAAAGGAGGGGCCGAUGAUUCACUCGGGCUCUGUGAUCGCCGCCGGGAUUUCCCAGGGGAGGUCAACGUCGCUGAAGAGAGAUUUCAAGAUCUUCGAGUACUUCCGCAGAGACACGGAGAAGCGAGACUUCGUCUCGGCAGGAGCCGCGGCCGGAGUGUCCGCUGCAUUUGGAGCCCCUGUGGGUGGGGUCCUGUUCAGCUUGGAGGAGGGGGCCUCCUUCUGGAACCAGUUCUUGACGUGGAGGAUAUUCUUUGCUUCCAUGAUCUCCACGUUCACCCUGAACUUUGUCCUGAGCAUCUACCAUGGCAACGUGUGGGACCUGUCCAGCCCGGGGCUUAUCAAUUUUGGAAGAUUUGACACAGAGACGAUGGUGUACACGAUCCACGAGAUCCCCAUCUUCAUCGCCAUGGGCGUGGUGGGUGGUAUCCUUGGGGCCGUGUUCAAUGCCUUGAAUUACUGGCUGACGAUGUUUCGAAUCAGGUACAUCCACCGGCCCUGCCUUCAGGUGAUCGAGGCCAUGCUGGUGGCUGCCGUCACAGCCACCGUCGCCUUCGUGCUGAUCUACUCCUCGCGGGACUGCCAGCCCCUGCAGGGCAGCUCCGUGUCCUACCCCCUCCAGCUCUUCUGUGCGGACGGCGAGUACAACUCCAUGGCCGCGGCCUUCUUCAACACCCCCGAGAAGAGCGUGGUCAGCCUUUUCCACGACCCUCCAGGCUCCUACAACCCCAUGACGCUGGGUCUCUUCACCCUGGUCUACUUCUUCCUGGCCUGCUGGACCUACGGGCUCACGGUGUCUGCCGGCGUCUUCAUCCCGUCCCUGCUCAUCGGGGCCGCCUGGGGCCGGCUCUUCGGGAUCUCCCUGUCCUACCUCACCGGGGCCGCGAUCUGGGCGGACCCUGGCAAAUAUGCCCUGAUGGGAGCGGCUGCCCAGCUGGGUGGGAUCGUGAGGAUGACACUCAGCCUGACUGUCAUCAUGAUGGAGGCCACCAGCAACGUGACAUAUGGCUUCCCCAUCAUGCUGGUUCUGAUGACCGCCAAGAUCGUGGGGGACGUCUUCAUCGAGGGCCUGUAUGACAUGCACAUCCAGCUGCAGAGCGUGCCCUUCCUGCACUGGGAGGCCCCUGUCACCUCACACUCGCUCACUGCCAGGGAGGUGAUGAGCACGCCGGUCAUCUGCCUGCGGAGGAGGGAGAAGGUGGGCGUCAUCGUGGACGUCCUCAGCAACACGGCCUCCAACCACAACGGCUUCCCCGUCGUGGAGUUAGCCGAUGACAGCCAGCCGGCCCGGCUCCGAGGCUUGGUCCUGCGCUCCCAGCUGAUCGUCCUCCUGAAGCACAAGGUGUUCGUGGAGCGCUCCAGCAUGGGCCUGGUGCGGCGGCGGCUUCGGCUCAAGGACUUCCGGGACGCGUACCCGCGCUUCCCCCCGAUCCAGUCCAUCCACGUGUCGCAGGACGAGCGUGGGUGCACCGUGGACCUCUCGGAGUUCAUGAACCCCUCGCCCUACACGGUGCCCCAGGAAGCGUCCCUCCCUCGGGUCUUCAAGCUGUUCCGCGCGCUGGGCCUCAGGCACCUGGUGGUGGUAGACAACUGCAACCAGGUGGUUGGACUGGUGACCAGGAAAGACCUAGCCAGGUACCGGCUCGGGAAGGGGGGUCUUGAGGAGCUCUCCCUGGCCCAGACGUGAGGCCUCAGUCCCUCUCGGGGGCCCCUACCUCACUCCCCGGGUCAGCAGUGGACCCAGCGUCCCCCCCAUUCCUCGGGACGCGUGUGUGUCUGUGUGUGUGCGCCUGUGAGAGCGUGAGCGAGCCGGGCCCCGUGGGUCCCAGUGCUGCCGGCCCUCAGGGCAGGGCCAUCUGCUGCUUGUGCGCCGUCCGCCCCCCUGCGGGCCGGCCCAGAAGGACCACGCUGUGCGUCACCAGCUGGGGCCCGGGUGACGCGCGGCUGCUACAGAGACCCGUGGCCCUGUCCCUUCGGCUCGUUCUGUGACGAUGAGGUGAUGGGCCUGGGCACUGGACCCUGUCUGGCAGAGUCCCCGGCUGGACGCCUGGAGGCGGGGCCCCCAGGCCACGGACCCUGUAGCCGGCUCUGGAGAGAGUUCAGUUCUUCUGCCACACUCACCACGUGGCCCCUCUGGGGUCUCGGCCAGAGAGAAAGCUGAGAACAUCCACGGGGCAAACGCCUCUGUCACCCCGAGCUGCGGUCCAGAUCCACAGCUGUCACCGGAGCGCACGGCACUGAGAGAGGCUCUCGGAGCGCAUGGGGGCUCCCACAGCCUCCCUGGAUCGGGGCUUGUGCUCCAGGCCUGGGGUGGGUGGGCUUGGGGAUGGGUGGGUGAGCCCAGAGCCGGGAUGCUGUGCUCCUCCCGGCCUAGGUGGGGCAGAUCUGGUGUCGUGUGUUCCUGGGGCCUGCUUGAGACUAGGUGACAUGGGUGACAUUGUGGUAGCUGGGGAUGGGGCGGGGGGCAAUUCACCUUGGUUCUGGGCCCUUUCAAGGGAGCGGGGCCUCAGAAAGCUUGUCUCUUCUUGGUGGGAGCCCCCUGGGGGACGCAGUGGGGUGAGUGCGGGGGCCUUGAGAGGGAGAAAUAAAGGAAUCAUACCCUCCCAGCCACAGCCGGCCUCCUCGUUCCUGCCCAGCACGAGCCACGGCCCAGCACUGGGGGGCUUGCAGGGCCCCUGCGUGGGGGCGUCUCGGGUGGGGCCUCCUGGACGUGCAGUGCAGGGACCCCUCGGGGAGGGAGGAGGGAAAGACGCAGAAACCCACGCGUGAAGAAGCAGUUGUGGCCGGCCCGCGCCUACGGGGUGUGCUGGCACCGGCCACCGGAUGGCCGCACGGCCAGUGUGGCAGUUUCCUGCCCCUGGGCCCUUGUCUGGACGCCGCUCUGGGCCGUGAGGGGGGUGGUGUGGCCACAGGCGGGGCCCUGCCAUGGCAGCUUUGGAAAGGUCCUCGGACAAGGGGCUGAAUUUAGAGCAUCCGCCUUGUGCUCUUCGUGGGUGGGCUUGGGUGACCAGGCAGGGGGAGCACCGAGCCGGGCUGGGAGGACCUAGUGUGAGAAAGCGUGCACGUCGUGGUUUGCAUUGAUGACACAUUGAAGGGGCUGCGCCUUCCCCACGUGGGAUGAAAUAAAGCGCACUAUGGAAA